This is a messenger RNA of Gamsiella multidivaricata, 1910 nucleotides long. RefSeq names its product putative secretory pathway GDP dissociation inhibitor 1. Gene Ontology annotation, molecular function: Rab GDP-dissociation inhibitor activity. The coding region runs from base 487 to 1809 and encodes 440 amino acids. The record is from RefSeq and is a predicted model, not a curated record. NCBI's taxonomy places the organism in Eukaryota, Fungi, Mortierellomycota, Mortierellomycetes, Mortierellales, Mortierellaceae. Gene Ontology annotation, biological process: vesicle-mediated transport; small GTPase-mediated signal transduction; protein transport. The transcript has 6 exons. Gene Ontology annotation, cellular component: cytoplasm.
CUAACAUGCAAUCGAGGCCUAACAGGCACUCUUUUUUAUUGUUAGUAGAUGGAUGUAUGCCGACUGGCAUGUUUGAACGCAGAGCGGAGCGGUGUCCGAGAGGUAUAUCUGUCUCGCCCUCGUCCCAUUCACGCGCUUGUGUAUUGCGUGAGAGCGCAGGUAAGGAAAUUGGAUCAUGUCCCAUGGGGUUGCACAAUAAAACCGUGGAGAUGCGCUGGUCUAUUUCUCAUGCGCGUUCAGUUGUGUACGGGGAGAGCGACGCAGAGCAUGGUGGUGUUGGCUCCUGUACAGCGAUUGUCGCCAGGGCUUGCAGCAGCUGAAGGGUCGACUCUCCAUUCGACAUGUCUCGGUCAUUUGUCUCAACGGACGUGAAGAUAUCUCUACAGCUGACCAAUUGUUAAGUCACAGCGACGACAUGGUUCAGGUGAGUGCUUUAUCCUCUCUCCCUGCUCUCAUUCCAUUCCCCAAACGCAUCACAUUUACACGAUGAAUAAGCAAUACGACGUUAUUAUCUUAGGCACUGGCUUGACAGAGUGCAUCCUAUUUGGCCUGCUGUCUGUCGAGGGCAAGAAAGUCCUCCUCCUGGACCGUCAUGAUUACUACGGAGGCGAAAGCGCCAGUCUCAACCUGACACAACUUUUCAGAAAGUUCCGCCACGGCGAGGAGCCCCCUUCUGAGCUAGGACGCGACCGCGACUAUAACGUGGACUUGGUUCCAAAGUUUAUGAUGGCCAAUGGGGAGCUGGUCAAGAUGCUGAUCCACACAGAUGUCACUCAGUAUCUCAGGUUCAAGCAGAUCGCGGGCUCAUUUGUCUACCGAGACUAUAAGAUCGCAAAGGUCCCUACCACAGAGGCAGAGGCAGUUCGCUGUCCGCUGAUGGGUAUUUUUGAGAAGCGCAGGCUGAUGAAUUUCUUUGAGUACUUGAAAAACUACAAGAUGGAUGAGCCUUCGACACACCAGGGCAUGGAUAUCAGGUCAACGCCUAUGGAGGCUGUCUACAAGUAUUUCAGGCUGCAGCAAGGUACCAUCGACUUUAUCGGCCAUGCUCUUGCGUUUUAUGCGGAUGACAGUCCUUUCCGAUGCCUCCGCUCGAUUUGUAGCUAUCUCACCCGCCCCGCGCAGGAGACGCUUGACCGGAUCGCAUUAUACAUGUCUUCGAGGGCUCGCUGGGGCAAGUCACCAUACAUCUAUCCUCUCCACGGUCUGGGUGAACUCCCUCAGGGAUUUGCUCGGUUAGGAGUUCUCCAUGGCGGUACAUACAUGCUGACCAAGCCAGUGGACGAGAUUAUAUACGAGAAUGGCAAGGUGGUGGGCGUUCGGUCUGGCAAUGAAGUUGCCAGGUGCUCCCAGCUUAUCUGCGACCCCACCUACGCGCCAGACAAAGUCCGCAAGGUUGCCCGUGUGGUUCGCGCCAUCUGCCUGCUCAGUGAACCCAUACCCAAUACCGACGACGCAGAUUCAUUCCAGCUGAUCAUCCCUCAGAACCAAGUCAAGCGCAAACAUGAUAUUUACAUUGCUGGCGUUUCCCACUCACACGGCGUUUGCGACAGAAGCUAUUAUGUCGCUAGUGUUUCGACGAUCGUUGAGACAGAUAACCCGCAAGAGGAGAUAAAGCCUGGUCUUGCGCUUCUUGAUCCUAUUGUUGAACAAUUCGUUCUGAUCACAGAUAUUUUCGAACCUAUUGACGAUGGCAUAAAGGACCAAGUCUUUGUCUCUAAGUCGUAUGACGCAACCUCGGACUUUGAGUCAAUAAGUGCCGAUGUCAAGGAUCUCUACAAGCGCAUCACCGGCAAAGAUCUGGCUCUGUAGCCGCAUUCAUUCUCACGAUAGAUUGCUCAAUGGAAGAGCAAUUUAAAUUAUCAGAGUAGAGACAUCUCAAAUAAUAAAGACCCUCAGCAGGAUCUACUCCU